This is a messenger RNA of Brassicogethes aeneus, 1934 nucleotides long. The record is from the annotation of a GenBank genome assembly. Lineage: Eukaryota; Metazoa; Arthropoda; Insecta; Coleoptera; Nitidulidae.
AUAAAUCACUAAACACCGGAAGUAGGUUUUUGAAUGUUGGCAACAAGGUAGUGACGUAAUUGUUGGCAUCAUUUAACAAGCGUGUUUCGUUUCUUUUGUGAAUCUUAAAGUUGUUUAUAAAUCGGUUUAUUUUGUGCGGGGGAUAAAAUGGGUGCUCCAGUACAAGGAAGAGGCGGCAAUAAAAGAGGGGCGGCACAGAAGCGUGGAAGAGGUAAGCCGCGACAAGGGCGUGCUCCAUUUAAUGGCCCGCCGCCAUUUCCCGGCGGUAUGAGACCCAUGAGAGGCGGUUUGAGACCGCCGAUGCCGCCUGCAAUGAGGGGCGGCAGGCCGCCAAUGCGCGGAAGACUCAUGAGAGGUCCUCCACUACCGCCCCCGAUGAUGGGGCCGGGCCCCAGAGGCCCGCCACCACCGGGCAUGUUUGGGCCCCCAGGUAUGCGCCCGCCGCCGGGCAUGAGACCGCCGCCGCCGCACAUGAUGCGCCCUCCCAUGCCACCGCCAAUGAGGGGCGGUUUCAGAGGCAUGCCGCCAAGAAAGGGCAGAUUCCCUCCGAACUUCAGAGGCAUCAAUCCCAAAGGCAAACUAAUCAAAAAAAGGCCCAAGACAAAGCAAAUGGAUGCCACAAAGGAAUUUGUAACGCAGGAAAUCAAAGAUGAACUCACAAAGAAAGAAGAACUUUUAAAGAAAGCUAAAGCUUCACAAGACAAAGCUGACUGGACUGCAUUUAGAGAGCAACGAGAGAAGUGCACCCAACUGUAUGUGGCUGCUGAAAAGGAGCAUGCCGGGCAACAGGAGGGAUCUUCACACUAUGAAGAAUAUGGUUACAGUGAUGAAGAAUCCUAUGAAGGUGAAGAAUAUUAUGAAGAUGAAGAAUAUUAUGAAGAGGUGGAAACAGAAGAAAACUUUGCGUGUGACACGUGCGAAAAGGAGUUUUUUACACGCCAACAUUACGAAAAACACAUGUCCGAACAUAGAACAUGUAAUUUAGACGGUUGUACCUUUACAGCACAUGAGAAAAUUAUAGAGAAGCAUAUAAGAAUGCAACAUGCUUCUGGUUUGUACGAUAAAAUAAGGAAUAUAAGUACUCCAGAGGAUAUACAAAAAUGGAUAAUGGAGAGAAAGAAAAAGUACCCCAAUAAAGAUAAUAUUGAAAGAAGAUAUAAGGAGCAGGAAGAAAAAAUAAAGAGGGGGGAAAGGAUUGAGAAAAAGGAGAAUAGGUUUGGGAAGGAUAAAUAUAGAUUGUCAAAAGGCCCCCGCACGGAAAAUAAAACUCAAAAAAAGAAGCCAACUCAAAAUAAAAAACAGGUGGUGCCAAAAUCGAUUAUCGACGAAAAAUGCGACUGGAAUGGAGGCAUGUUUCCUUUCCGCGGAACCGUGGAGUUAUACGGAGAAAAAGAGGAGACAAUUGAGAGCGAUUUUGAGGACGACGAAUGGGAAACCUCAAAAACCUCCAAAGGACCUAUCGUUAGACUAAAUAACGCGCUAGGUGCCCUAAUGAGUGCCUAUGUAUCUGAUGACGAAAUGGAUGAUAUUAUACCAGAAGUCAAAUUAAAAAGUUCAAAAACGGUAGAAUCUCAAAGUGUAAGUGAUAAUGAGGCUCCUCUGGAAGUAAAAAUACUUAAAACACAGCCCACAGCAGAGCUACCAACACAAGAGACUGAAAAAACCAAAAUCACACCUGAAAGAAUGUCUAGGAAGCAGCAGAUGAAACAAAAAAGGAAGGAAUAUGCGGAGAGAAAAAAAAACAAAAGACAGCAAUUCAAGAAUACGGAAAAUAAAGAUUUUCCGCACGAUAAUUUUAAAAGGCGGAAAGUGACGCUACUGGAGAAAUUGUUGGAAAGUGAGAUUAUACAUGAAAGAAAUGUUUUGUUGCAGUGUGUUAGGUUUGCUGUUGAGAAUAAUUUUUUCAUUAAAAGUUAAGAAAUAUUGUGAUACCU